UCCAGUUUCCUCUCAUUUCAUCAUAUCUCCUUCCUUGGCUGUGCCCUUACCAAAGCCAAACCGAGAUCUUCACUGCAUAUGUGCCCAGAAUAUUGGCCUUUCUCAAUCUCUACUAAUUCGAUGGAUCCUGAAUUACUUUAUCUCUUUGAUCUUCUUCUGGUCUCUUAAUCUGAAUAUUCUCAUCAUCUGGUAUUCUGCAGCUCUUAUCGGUGACUCGGCUAGCAAGUUAGCCUGCUUUGCAUCUUUUUGGUACAGGUUCCUGUGCUCUGUGGUGCCGGUUUUUGGGGAUUGAGCGAAACAUGUGUUCAGUUUUCUUAUCCUGUUUCAGUGAAGUCCAACAUAUGAUCUGUAGUUCGAUGAUGAAUCAAGGGAAGAUGGCGGAUUGCUGGACAGAACAGAACAGAAUCAACCAACUUACCCCUAUCCCUUCAAAAGGAAUGAAUAAAUACAUAGAAUUAAAUUAAAUUAAAUAUACGAUGAUUUGAUGAAUUCUGCCCAAGAUGAUAUGGUGAAUUCUUUCAUGAUGAUUAGAUGAUGGUAGGUGAAUUCGAGCAUUUCAGGUGGUUACAAUGAGGAAGAGAAGGUUGAAGGGUGUUUUCCGACUGCAUUCUGGUGCAAGAAAGAGUUUUCAAGAGAAUUUAAGAAUCAGAAAAUGAAUUCAAAUAGAUGCAAUUCGUCGGUUUUCUCGAGCCUUUCACUGCACAUUCAGCUUUCCUCUUAAUAGUGGGUAGUGAUUUUCGUGGGGAUCAGCACCAAGGUGUAUCAAAUUUGGGCAGGGGAGAGUAUGAGGUUCACAAUUCUCAUGCUGAUGAUCUAAGCAGUUCAAAUGGGAUGAUUGGUUCUCAAAUUAAGACUUCAACUUCUGGGGAUUGUGAUCCUUUAGGAGCUGGAAAGAAGAAAACACACAGAAAGCACUCACACCAGGACCUCACUUGGAGCUCUUUUUGCAAGGCAGCCUCUGAAUGUUAUGAUUUUGACUUGGCAGCAAUUUACUCAGCCAGAAAGCCUGAUAAAUGGAAGAAGUUUCAGCUCUAGAGAUGCUGGUUGAAGCAGAUUGGGAAUCACAGCCGAAACUACCUGAAACCUUUCCAAGCAUCCGAGUCUGGAGAGGGACCAACCCCAUCGAUUGGCUUUUCUUCUGAACAAUCUGGAAAGCAGGAGGAAGCUGUGAUGGCUUCAUAUCCAGAGACCUCGGGAGCCUUCUUCUCUAGUCUUCAAAAAAAGAAUCCAGUGAGGACUUGAUUCAGGAAUGCACUUGCAGACUUUGGAUGAAGGCUUGUUGAGUUAUACAUUCAUUAGUUGCUUAAAAGCUGCGAAACAUACGAAAACAUGGAAGAUCAAAAUUCAACAUGAUUAGAUGGUUCUUGUCAAUCACUUGGUGCGAAACUGAUUGACUUAUUUUUAACGGACCCCAAGCAAAUGAAUGAUAUGAGAAACUGCAGUCAUCCAUCCUCCAAUUCUUGUGAUCCAAACUCUGCCUUAGAUUGAACAGUUGGAAAGUUCUACUACAAAUGGAGAUUUGUCGAUCAGAUAUCUCGAUGAAUAUGGAGCAGGCAUAAAAGCAGAAGCUUUUGAAGCAGAUUUGCUUUCUUGUAGAUGUCAUUCAGAAUCUCGUGGAUGGAGGCAUUCAUGGCAAUGUUUGCCUCUAUGAAUACGCUGACUAUACCAUCAAAACAAGAUUUCUUCCUGGCUGAAAUCCCAGAUGUUGGAGUUCUAAGUUCCUCUGGAAACAAGUGGUUUGUUGGUAAAUUAUAUCUUUGUGGCCAACAAGCGCAAGAACCUUGUCAAACCUCCUGGUUUCCUGCAGUCUUGCCUCGAGUGAAAGUGAUGAAGCAAGAGUGCCUACAAAAAGAAUAAAAUCAAAAUCGAGCAUUUCCUCCAUCUGCUGGGGGUUGAACCAAGAAAAGAGUACAAGCUAAACAAUGGCUGAGAUAUGCUUUGUGUUCUGCAACAAUUUUGGUGAAGGACGACUCAGAACCAGCCACCAGGACAACCAGGAACAAAUUCGUGAGUUUGGCAGACAAAUUUAAACCUUUGACAAACGAGGAGCACGAUAGACUCUUGAUGAAGUAUGCUCCUCAACUUUUGAAACUUAGACCGAAAGUGACUGAGGACAAUAGGGUGAUAAUUGAACGUGGAAAAAGGCUUGUUUUAACGGAUGGCUGGUGUAAGUGGAUGAACAGCAUCCCGUGUUCUGAAAGAGUUGAGUUAUGUGAUGUGAUGGCGAGGAAUCUGAUCUGUGUAUUGUCACCAGAACAAAAGGAUCUUCUUCCAGCAAAGAGAUGCAUCAAUGCCUUGAAUGUACCACCACAAGUUUUAUGGUGGCACCACCCCGAAGAGGGAUGUUUGAAGUGCAACGUGGAUGCAUCCUUGGACCAAGAAAAGGAUGUGGAAAAAGAUCAAUUGAAAAAUAUAAAGAACGAACAUGGCGUGGACAAUCAGAAUGGCUCCAAAAGAGAUGGGUACGUUGGAGGCCUGUUCAGAAAUUGGUUGGGCCACGUGAAGGGGGAUUUGUUUUUUGUCAUGGUUCCUGACAUGACGAAUACGCUUCAAACAGAAUUAAUAGCCAUUCGACUUGGGUUGGAGCAAUUCUUGCAACAAUUCUUGGAAGAUUUUGAUGAAAAACAAGAAUACACAAGACUGAUUAUAGAAUGCGAUAAUUUUAGAGCAGUAAGGAUUGCCAACCAUGGUCCAGAUGCUGUAAGGAUUGCCAAUCAUGGUCCACACACGGAUGGCAAUGUUCAUGAGCAUGGGCAGAUGUAUCUGAUAUAUCAGGAUGCCUAUGACAACAUUGUGGCAUUGAAGAAGCGUAUAGGAGAAGAAAUGUGUGUUGAAAUUGAGAUAGCACACUGUAAGCGAGAAGAAAAUAAGGCAGCUCAUCUGGUGGUUUCUAAAGGCGUAGAGGAGAAAAAGCUUGAAGCUUAUUUGAAGAAAUCAGCUGUUAAAUUUGCUGGAUUGAAUGAGAAUGAGGUUGAGUAUAUAAAGCAUAAGAUUAAAAAGAAAGCAUGGGAGAAAACGAUUGGGCUGUUAGCGAGAAGUAUAGCUAAAUGCAUCGAAGAUGAGGAAGUGCAAAAAAUUUACCACAUAGCAUUUUGAGCUUACGUGUUUAUGAGGGGGCUUAAUAGAGGUUUUAAAUUACUGCAUACUAUUUUGGAGGAGCUUCUGAGCUUAUUAGGUUUUAAAAUGUGUUUGUAAUUACUUUAAAAGAUAUUAUGGGAUAAAUUCUAAUGGCUUUUGUUAGAGUUAUCCUG
This is a messenger RNA of Coffea eugenioides, 3251 nucleotides long. RefSeq lists its product as uncharacterized. NCBI's taxonomy places the organism in Eukaryota, Viridiplantae, Streptophyta, Magnoliopsida, Gentianales, Rubiaceae. The coding region runs from base 2065 to 3096 and encodes 343 amino acids. The transcript is spliced from 7 exons. The record is from RefSeq and is a predicted model, not a curated record.